GUCCCCUGCGACCCGGCAGCCCUGACUGCACCAGGACGCUGACAUUCCCGCAGUUGCGGGUUCAGGCAGCCCAGAGCCAGGCCUUUAUUUCUUCUCUGCAGCGCUCAGCACCGAACCUCGAAAAGCCAAACACCAGAGCACCCUAGAAAGCUUAACUAAAAGAAAGCUCAUGUUUGACCCAGUUCCUGACGAGCAAGAGGCCAUGGAGCCUGCCUCGGUGUUAGACCCAUCUAAUGACACGGAGUCCGUCCAGCCCAGCCAGUGCGGAGUCAUCUACUCCACACCGUUAUCCGAUGAGUCCUUUCAGAGCCCGCAAGUCCUGUGGCAUGGCAUGCAGACGGAGCCGUUGGACCUGUCCGUGAAAAAGCGGAGUUCACCGCCCUCGGCUGGGAAUUCUUCCUCGCUGAAGUUCCAGUCCUCGCACUGGAGGGUCUCUCCCGGGUUGAGCAUGCCACCGUCCAGCCAGCCCAUGCCAUCGCCCCUGCCCCCAAGAGGGCAGCCCUUCAGCAUGCCGGGGUCCAUGCCGCCAUCCAUGCCUCCGUCCAGGCCGCUAUCCAUGCCUCCGUCCAUGCAGCCGUCUAUCCUGCGGUCCAUCCUGCUGUCCAAACCGCCGUCCGUGCCUCCGUCCAGGCCGCUAUCCAUGCCUCCGUCCAGGCCACCAUCCAUGCCUCCGUCCAUGCAGCCGUCCAUGCAGCCGUCUAUCCUGCGGUCCAUCCUGCUGUCCAGUCCUCCGUCCAGGCCGCCGUCCAGGCCUCCGUCCAGGCCUCCGUCCAGGCCUCCGUCCAGGCCGCCGUCCAGUCCUCCGUCCAGGCCUCCGUCCAGGCCGCCGUCCAGUCCUCCGUCCAGGCCUCCGUCCAGGCCGCCGUCCAGGCCGCCGUCCAGGCCUCCGUCCAUGCAGCCGUCCAUGCAGCCGUCUAUCCUGCGGUCCAUCCUGCUGUCCAGUCCUCCGUCCAGUCCUCCGUCCAGGCCGCCGUCCAGGCCACCGUCCAGGCCUCCGUCCAGGCCACCAUCCAGGCCUCCGUCCAGGCCUCCGUCCAUGCCGCUGUCCAUGCCUCCGUCCAUGCCGCUGUUCAUGCCUCCGUCCAUGCCGCUGUCCAUGCCUCCGUCCAUGCCGCUGUCCAUGCCUCCGUCCAUGCCGCUGUCCAUGCCUCCGUCCAUGCCGCUGUCCAUGCCUCCUUCCAUGCCGCUGUCCAUGCCUCCGUCCAUGCCGCUGUUCAUGCCUCCGUCCAUGCCGCUGUUCAUGCCUCCGUCCAUGCCGCUGUCCAUGCCGCCAUCCAUGUCGCUGUCCAUGCCGCCAUCUAUGUCGCUGUCCAUGCCGCCAUCCAUGUCGCUGUCCAUGCCGCCAUCCAUGUCGCUGUCCAUGCCGCCAUCCAUGUCGCUGUCCAUGCCACCAGUGACAGCCGCUGCCCUGUCCAGGCAUGGAAUUUGGAGCCCGUGGACACUGCCGGUCACACAGCCCGCUGUGGCACAGCCCGUCCCCUUCAUGUCCACCAGUCAUCUCCAGCAGCCGCUCAUGGUGUCCUUGUCCGAGGAGAUGGGAAAUGCAAAUGGUAACAUGCAAGUAUCUGUAAAGGAAUCCUAUGAGAAGCCUAUAUUGCAGAAAGAAAAUAAAAUAGAACCUGGGAUCGAACCACAGAGGACAGAUUAUCAUCCUGAAGAAAUAUCACCCCCUUUAAUGAACUCGGAGUCCCUCCUGCAAGCAUUGUUGCAAGAGAAUCACCCUCCAGUCACAGUGCAGCCGGGGAAGGGACCUUUACCUGUGGAAUCUCCAGACACCCAAAGGAAGCGAAGGAUAGAUAGAUGUGAUUAUGAAGGACCCAACAAAGUGUACACUAGAAGCUCUCUACUGAAAGCACACAGAAAACCACAUAUAGGAGAAAGACCCUACAAAUGUACAUGGGAAAAAUGCACACGGAAAUUUGCUCGGUCUGAUGGACUAGAAAGACAUUUCCGAACACAUACUGGAAGCAAACCUCACAAGUGUUAG
Molecule: messenger RNA, 1987 nt
Organism: Pipistrellus kuhlii (Kuhl's pipistrelle)
Lineage: Eukaryota; Metazoa; Chordata; Mammalia; Chiroptera; Vespertilionidae
Product: Krueppel-like factor 3
Exons: 1
Coding region: 170-1987 (605 amino acids)
Biological process (GO): regulation of transcription by RNA polymerase II
Molecular function (GO): DNA-binding transcription factor activity, RNA polymerase II-specific; RNA polymerase II cis-regulatory region sequence-specific DNA binding
Source: RefSeq, a predicted model, not a curated record